AUGACAUCUACCGAUAUGGCCCUUCUGGGCACCUUUCAAAAGCACAUUGAAGACAUGCGGGCUCUUGUUCAGUGCAAGGUCUGCCUCAAACCAUUCUACGAGCCAUUCACCCUGUCAUGCGGGCACACAUAUUGCUACUCGUGCCUUUCAAGCUGGCUAGGCGGCAGCCAUAAUCGUCCAAGGUCAAAGAAUUGUCCCGACUGCCGAGCCAUAAUUCGCACUGAGCCAUGUCCGAAUUACACACUUCGAGAUCUGGUCCAUAUGUUUCUCAACCGAGCCGAGCUGCUGCCUGAAGAUGAGACGACCCAGGAACACGAAACUGGCAAGGCGGACGAAGCCCGUGUGCUUGCAGCAGACCGUUCGUCCCGUGGACUAUUCAAAGGUAUUUUUACAAGACCACCGCAUGGUCUCGGACACCGCCCACCGCACCUACCAGUUGCUCCCCACCCAAUAUGGGAUGAAGCAGACCAUGUCGAGAGAUGCCCAGCUUGCACUCACGAACUUGAAGACGGCAUGUGUAACCGCUGUGGGUGGGAGAUCGACGCUUACGGCUUCUCUGAUGAGGAUGACAUCGACGACCUUACUGAACAGACCUACAAUUCGGAAGAGGACGACAGGGAUAUCUCCCCAGACGACGAUGGAACCGAACCCUUUCAUCCCCUACCUUUUGGUUUCCACGUUCACCACGAUUUCUACGACCAAGAGAGCCAAGCAGAAGACGAGCAUUAUGCAGGUCAUCCGUUUCCUCGACCAUCUAGCAUAUCUUUAAGUGAAGAUGGUGUUAGUGAGGAUGAGGACGACGAUGGCGAGAUGGACGACUUCAUUGACGAUGAUGAAGAGCACGAUCAUCCUCGUGAGAUUGACUAUGAUGAUGAGGAUCUGGAUAGCCUGGCUAGCGAGAGGCGGCACCCAGGACAUAGGAGCCCACACCCCGGCCAUCUAGGACCGGGCACGGAGCCCAUAAUACAUCAUCCGGCAUCCACGAACUUCGCGUAUGAUUCUCAUUACGACACAUCGAGCGAAAUCGAGGAGCCAUCCUAUGAUGAAGACGAUGCGGCGCCCAGUCUGUCAUCUCGGCCAAUAUACAACAUCGACUACAAUAGUGAAUCAUCCGGAGACGAAGAUGUCACAGUUCAGAACGGUGACGACAGUCAGACGGAUGAUCAGACGAAUUACGACUCGGACGGCUCAUCGGUCCAAGAAGUUCCGCCUCCUUCCCACACCACUGGGUUAACAAAUCGGAGGGGCAAUCGCCGCAUAGUCGACAGCGACGAUGAAGAGGAAGACGGAACCGGAGUCGACGAGCAGGUUCCACCACCAUUCUCGGAGGAGGACUCCGAAGUUUCAGAGGAAUCCGAUGACACCGCCAUUCGUGGCCCACCCCAAUCAUCCGCUCUUCGUCAACGACGGCUCAGGCAGCGUAGGGCGACUCACAGCCAACGCAGCGAUCGAGGACUGAGUGCGGGGGGACCAUCGAGGUACAGCAGCUACAGUCGAAGUCCGCCGCCAUCCAGACGACGAGGUCAACGACUCCAGCCAGUGCUUGAUCUGACACAAUCUCGCCCCAUGCGUGUGCACUAG
This is a messenger RNA of Cyphellophora europaea CBS 101466, 1581 nucleotides long. RefSeq lists its product as uncharacterized. NCBI's taxonomy places the organism in Eukaryota, Fungi, Ascomycota, Eurotiomycetes, Chaetothyriales, Cyphellophoraceae. Gene Ontology annotation, biological process: proteasome-mediated ubiquitin-dependent protein catabolic process. Gene Ontology annotation, cellular component: nucleus. Bases 1 to 1581 code for a protein of 526 amino acids. The record is from RefSeq and is a predicted model, not a curated record. Gene Ontology annotation, molecular function: metal ion binding; ubiquitin protein ligase activity. The transcript has a single exon.